AUGCAGCUUUUCCACCGCCCUCUCACCAUACCCAUUGGAAAGGGGGUACGACAAGGCGAUACUAUAUCGCCGAAGCUGUUCACGGCUGCAUUGCAAUGGAUAAUGAAAUCACUAUCCUGGGAAGAAAGGGGCAUACGUGUUGAUGGAAGAUUUCUUUCGAACCUUCGUUUCGCGGACGACAUCGUUCUUUUUUCGAGCAGUACCAAUGAAGCAGAAACGAUGCUCAACGAAUUGAACGAAGCAGGGAAGAGAAUAGGACUGCGGAUAAACAGAAAGAAGACACAGUUCAUGAAGAACGCCUACUGCGAGGACGAAGGAGUACAACUUGAAGGCUCUCAAAUCGUGGAAACUUCGUCAUACGUAUACCUCGGGCGUUCUAUGAACAUGGAAAACGACUUGAAGGAAGAACUGAAUAGAAGAAUGAGAGCAGCAUGA
Necator americanus (New World hookworm) is the source of this 435-nucleotide messenger RNA. RefSeq lists its product as uncharacterized. Bases 1 to 435 code for a protein of 144 amino acids. NCBI's taxonomy places the organism in Eukaryota, Metazoa, Nematoda, Chromadorea, Rhabditida, Ancylostomatidae. The record is from RefSeq and is a predicted model, not a curated record. The transcript has a single exon.